Messenger RNA from Lolium rigidum, 3440 nucleotides. RefSeq names its product inositol hexakisphosphate and diphosphoinositol-pentakisphosphate kinase VIP2-like. Bases 76 to 3309 code for a protein of 1077 amino acids. The record is from RefSeq and is a predicted model, not a curated record. The transcript is spliced from 30 exons. Gene Ontology annotation, molecular function: 5-diphosphoinositol pentakisphosphate 1-kinase activity; diphosphoinositol pentakisphosphate kinase activity; inositol hexakisphosphate kinase activity. Gene Ontology annotation, biological process: inositol phosphate biosynthetic process; inositol metabolic process. Lineage: Eukaryota; Viridiplantae; Streptophyta; Magnoliopsida; Poales; Poaceae.
GAGCCUCUCGCAGCCGCAGAGGACUCUCUCCACCCCGAACACCCCCAGCGAGAUAAAUUCAAAUCCCGCGGAGACAUGGACGUCUCCCCGUCUCCUCCCGACCUCGAAUCCCGCGGAAUCCCCGGCUUCCUGUGCACGCCUCCUGAACAGAUCGGGAAGGUCGGGGAGGAGGCAAUGGCGGCGGAGGAGAAUGGCGGCGCCGACAGGGUCACCAUUGGCGUCUGCGUCAUGGAGAAGAAGGUGUACUGCUCCCCAAUGGAGCAGAUUCUCGAGAGGCUCCGCGCGUUUGGAGAAUUCGAGAUCAUAAUAUUUGGAGAUAAGGUUAUUCUUGAGGAUCCUAUUGAGAUUUGGCCAAAGUGUGACUGCUUGAUUGCCUUCUGUUCGUCUGGUUUUCCUCUUCAAAAGGCUCAGGCUUAUGCUGCUUUACGAAGGCCAUUUUUAGUGAAUGAACUGGAGCAACAAUACCUCCUUCAUGACCGCAGAAAAGUGUACGAGCAUCUUGAGAAGUAUGGAAUUCCUGUACCCAAUUAUGCUCUUGUCAAUAGAGAGUUUCCAUACCAAGAGCUAGACCACUUCAUUGAGCAAGAAGAUUUUGUUGAGAUCCACGGAAAGCGAUUUUUGAAGCCCUUUGUGGAGAAACCUGCUAAUGGUGAUGACCAUAGAAUAAUGAUUUACUAUCCUAAUUCUGCUGGAGGCGGAAUGAAGGAAUUAUUCCGAAAGGUUGGUAACCGUUCUAGUGAAUUUCAUCCUGAUGUCAGGAGAGUCAGGCGUGAAGGAUCUUACAUUUAUGAGGAGUUCAUGCCUACCGGUGGUACAGAUGUUAAAGUUUAUACAGUUGGCUCAGGUUAUGCACAUGCUGAGGCACGCAAAUCACCAGUCGUUGAUGGUGUCGUUAUGAGGAAUCCUGAUGGGAAAGAAGUACGAUAUCCUGUUCUUUUGACACCUACGGAGAAACAAAUGGCGAGAGACGUCUGCAGUGCUUUUAGACAGAUGGUUUGUGGUUUUGAUCUCUUAAGGUGCGAUGGAAGAUCAUAUGUUUGUGAUGUUAAUGGAUGGAGCUUUGUGAAGAACUCUUACAAGUAUUAUGAUGAUGCUGCAUGCAUCUUGCGGAAAAUAUUUCUUGAUGCAAAAGCUCCUCAUCUUUCAUCAACCAUUCCUCCAACCCUUCCUUGGAAAUCGAAAGAACCAGAUCAGUCUACUGAAGGUCUUACACGCCAGGGAAGUGGAAUUAUUGGUACAUUUGGUCAGUCAGAAGAACUACGCUGCGUCAUUGUUGUGAUACGCCACGGUGAUCGAACACCAAAGCAGAAAGUGAAACUGAAAGUUACAGAGGAAAAACUCCUGAACUUGAUGUUGAAGUACAAUGGUGGAAAGUCAAGAGCUGAGACAAAACUGAAAAGUGCCGUACAAUUACAAGACUUGCUAGAUGCCACAAGACAACUUGUACCACCAACUAGGUCAGGUCAGGAGAGCGAUAGUGAUGCUGAAGAUUUGGAGCAUAUUGAAAAGCUUCGACAAGUCAAAGCAGUACUGGAGGAGGGUGGACAUUUCUCGGGUAUUUAUCGGAAAGUGCAGCUAAAGCCACUUAAAUGGAUUAAAGUUCCAAAGCAGAAUGGUGAUGGUGAAGAGGAGCGGCCAAUAGAAGCUCUCAUGAUUCUGAAAUAUGGUGGUGUACUCACUCAUGCUGGGAGAAAGCAGGCAGAAGAAUUGGGAAGGUUUUUCAGAAACAACAUUUAUCCAGGGGAAGGAACAGGUUUGCUUCGCCUUCAUAGCACAUACAGACACGAUCUAAAAAUCUACAGUUCAGAUGAAGGACGUGUCCAGAUGUCUGCUGCAGCAUUUGCGAAAGGUCUUCUUGAUUUGGAAGGACAACUAACUCCCAUACUGGUCUCUCUUGUAAGUAAAGACUCAUCUAUGCUAGAUGGACUGGAAGAUGCUAGCAUUGAGAUGGACGAAGCAAAGGCUAGAUUGCAUGAAAUCAUCAUUUCAAAUGCUAAAGCAAAGAAUACCAAUGAAUCAGUGGAGCUUCCAUGGAUGGUUGACGGUGCAGGUUUGCCUGCAGAUGCUUCUCAACUUCUCCCUAAGAUGGCCAAGUUGACGAAACAAGUUACUGCACAAGUCAAGCUGCUUGCUGAAGGUGAAGAUGAGAAGCUUGCACUGACAAGCUCAUUUUCUAGAUAUGACCAAGCAAAAGCUCUUGGGAAAACAACAAUUGAUGUCACUCGUAUUGCUGCUGGGUUGCCUUGUGGCAGUGAAAGCUUCCUCUUGAUGUUUGCUCGAUGGAAAAAACAUGAGAGAGAUUUCUAUAAUGAAAGAAAGGACCGAUUUGACAUUACACAGAUUCCAGAUGUCUAUGACUCAUGCAAAUAUGAUCUGGUGCAUAAUGCUCAUCUCAAUCUUGAAGGUUUGGAAGAGCUUUACAAAGUUGCUCAACUUCUUGCGGAUGGUGUUAUUCCAAAUGAGUACGGGAUCAACCCGAAGCAAAAACUUAAAAUUGGCUCGAAGAUAGCACGCCGGUUAAUGGGGAAAGUUCUGAUUGAUUUACGGAACACCCGUGAAGAAGCCGUUUGUGUCGCCGAUCCAAAUUUAACUGAAGAUGAAGCUCUAUUCUUACCAACAAAAGAACUAGAGCACCAGCAAAAGCAUCAAGUUAGAAAUGAGGAUGGAAGAAGAUCCAGCACCACGAGUGAAAAGUCAAUGGACCAAGAAGAUGAAGAUGAUAGAGAAACUAAAUACCGCUUAGAUCCUAAGUAUGCCAACGUGAAGACACCUGACAGACAUGUCCGCACAAGGCUUUAUUUCACAUCGGAAUCCCAUAUACACUCAUUGAUGAAUGUCCUCCGGUAUUGCAAUUUGGACGAGUCUCUACAAGGAGAGGAUAGCCUUGUCUGCCAAAGUACUUUGGACCGACUACAUAGAACCAGGGAGCUCGAUUACAUGAGCAACAUCGUGCUUAGAAUGUUCGAAAAUACAGAGGUUCCAUUAGAAGAUGAGAAAAGGUUCCGGAUCGAAAUGACAUUCAGUCGUGGCGCUGAUCUAAGUCCUCUCGAGGACAAAACCAGCGAAACUUCUCCAUUGCUCCAGGAGCACACCCUGCCGAUAAUGGGACCUGAGAGACUGCAGGAAGUUGGUUCUUGCCUGACACUGGACAAGUUUGAGAAGAUGGUGCGACCAUUUGCCAUGCCCCCGGAGGACUUCCCCCCGGCUGCACCUCCACAAGCCUUAGGGUACUUUUCGAAAGGCGCUGGGGUGCUUGAACGGUUGGCUAGUUUCUGGCCUUUUCACAAGGGUGUGGCCAACGUCAAAUAGCUGAAACAAGAUGUAAAUUGGUGGAGAUAAGUUAGUGUGAAUAUUAUCUUUGUGAACAUUUGGUGGCAACGCCAUUUGCACAAUUUUGGUAAUACUGGUUCCAUCGUUCAGAAAACUGAAUUAUGCCGAUA